Molecule: messenger RNA, 912 nt
Organism: Sparassis crispa
Lineage: Eukaryota; Fungi; Basidiomycota; Agaricomycetes; Polyporales; Sparassidaceae
Product: Pre-mRNA-splicing factor syf2
Exons: 6
Coding region: 1-912 (303 amino acids)
Cellular component (GO): Prp19 complex; catalytic step 2 spliceosome; post-mRNA release spliceosomal complex
Source: RefSeq, a predicted model, not a curated record
AUGUCCGCAGGGCCUUCAGCGGCAGUUAAUGUGCUUCACGACCUCGCAGAAGCCGCGGAAGAAUUUGUCGAGAAGAUGACAAGCACGGAGGAUGAGGCCGAGACAGAGGGGAACAAGGAGGGUGAAGGCAAGAUGACUGUGGAGGAGCGUAAGGCGAAGAUGGACCAGCUGCGGAAGAAGAUGCGCUCUUCAGCUCUUGCGAACCGUGCAUCCGUUAUAGAAGAAAGCACGAAAGCAAAAGUUACUGCGAGAGAAGCUGCCCGGCUGGAGAGACAACGGAAGUUGGCGGAGAUUUUGCGUACGAAAGCUGACGCGGAGGAGCGGGGCGAAGACGUUGAGCGGCAGAAGAACUGGGAGUGGACGAUAGAGGAGAAUGAUGAAUGGGAGAAGAAGAAAGCACGGAAGGCAAGACGUGCAGACUAUGAAUUUCAUGAUGAUGCUCAUGCUGCUCGACGGCGAUAUAAGAAAGACUUGGACCUGAUCAAGCCUGAUUUGGUUGCCUACAACAAGCAGAAGGAGAUUGCGAUGGGUCUGGCACCUGGCACGCUAGUAAAGUCUAGCAACGGCCCAUCGUCUCUGAAUGAUUUCGACCCGAAAGCUGGUUCGUCAAUGCAGUUGGUACCGACCAGUCAGCAACAACAACUUGCUGCAGAAUAUCUUUAUCGUGAUGCGAACAGCCUUCUUUAUGCGGACAACAAACCGAGCGAAGAGGCUAUUGACAGAGUGGUCGGCAAGAUCAAUCGAGAUAUCGACAAGAAGAGCAAGUUUUCCAGGAAGCGGCUCAACGAAGACGAGGGCGAUAUCACAUACAUCAACGAGAGGAACCGGGUAUUCAACAAAAAGAUUGCCCGAUACUACGACAAGUACACUGCAGAGAUCCGUGCAAGUUUCGAACGUGGAACGGCACUAUGA